AUGUCUUUACCAGAGGAUGCUUUACACAAGGUAUUAAUGGAAUUACAAACUCGUUUACUAGAGAAUAAUCGACAAUUGAACAUUGUGAAAACACAAAUCCAGACCAAAGAACGAGAAAAACGUUUUGCAGAACUUACAAAACAUGAAUUAUCAAGUUUGAAUGAAAAUAUAAGAACAUAUAAAUCUGUUGGAAAAGCAUUUAUUAAAACUGAUAUAAACAUAUUAAAAUCAGAUCUUGAAACAACAAUUACAAAAACUGUGUCGGAUUUAACAGCAUUAGGAAAAUCAAAAAAAUAUAUAGAAAGAAAUAUUAGUGAUUCAGAAGCUGGUUUAAGAGAAAUUAUUGGUCGUCCUUUAAGUAAUAUUGAUAAUAAGCCUUAG
This is a messenger RNA of Entrophospora sp. SA101, 381 nucleotides long. The record is from the annotation of a GenBank genome assembly. NCBI's taxonomy places the organism in Eukaryota, Fungi, Glomeromycota, Glomeromycetes, Entrophosporales, Entrophosporaceae.